AUGUUCCCAAGUCACCGCCAACAGGAACAGUCUCCCGCCACGGGUCCUUCAGCCCCCGUGGCCCGCGCCACCCGCCCCGUCGAGUACUGGCGCCAGGCAGCCGAGGUCUCCAUCGAGAAGAUCUCCAAGUUCACAGAUCUUCUCCACGACGCCCGGGAACAACUGCAGCAGCAGUGGAACAACCCCCAGCGCGAUCCCCGCUUCGGUCAAGAAUACCUCUACGGUCUUGCCGAGAUGGAGAUGGAGACCGAGCUGGACGCCAAGACCCAGAUGGCUUGGUGGUCGACACCGGACGCGCGCUGUCUGGUGGAGAGGGUCGUUGCGGCGGAGGCGGAGACGCGGGUUUACGAGUCUGUGGUGAGGGAGAUUGCGCGGGACCGUGAUGAGGGGGGUAUGGAUGGGAUCGAGCCGAGGGUGGUAGAGCCGGAUACGGCUAUGUGCAGCGAUCUGUACAAUACCCUGGAUAAGGUUCACCAGAAGGAGGUGAUGGGUGGGAAUGGGACUUUGCUGGGGGCUCUCGGGGGUGCGGAGGACUGGUUAGGGACAGGCUUGUGCAGGCUGAUGAUCUCCACAAAGAUUGCGUCUACGACCAGGCGACGGGUCUGCGGUUCUCGCACCAUCUUGUCGAGCCGGUUCGUCUCGUCCCAUACCGACUCCCGCCCGCUUUCUCCGCGGCCAUCUUCGGCGUCGCAUGCCAGUGCCUCGGCGGACUAUGAUACGCCCGCCAACGGACUCCUCCUGCACCACGCCGUUGCGCACGCUGUGGCUGAUGGCGCGUUGGCUGUUGUUCCUGCUCUGGGAGAUGAGCGUCAUGAGGCCUCCAUAGACGACAUCGACGAGUGGGAGAUCAGCGAACCAAAGGAGUACCGCUGGCGGGUGGUCGAUCCCAGCGCGACAUCCCUGGACGCGGAACUCGAUGCGUCGGCCUGUUGCGAUCCUCGUUGUGGGGGGGACAGCAUCAUCUCCACCCACAAGACUACCAUCUGUGACCUGGAUGGCGAGCGGUUGGUAUUCGACACCAACGAGGGACGCCAACACCACCAAACCCGCCCGGCAGUCAGGUAUCUCUAUUUCCAUUACCUGGUAUGCCACCUCCGACUCGCCUGGAGGCACGGAUACCACGACAACGCCCGACUCGAGGACCGCCCUGCCGAGUCGGUCCUGGGGUUGAAAAACUGGCAGCCGUUCUGGCCGAUCCAACAACCCCAGGACCGAGGGGUUCAGUGUCUCGCCCCGACUUGUCUGCUGGCCCUGGAGGAAGAGUUUAUCCACUGUGUGACGACGGAGGAUGACUCUCCUCGCACGUCGUACCUGUCGGGACACCAGCCAGACGAAGCGGACGCCGACAAAAUGGACGUCGAGCAAGAGCCUACGGCUCGUUGGUCGUACCCCAUUGUACCCUUGGUUGACAGCCGGGGGAGCAAGGCGAUAGAUCGGGCCGGGUUGGUUGCCAUGGCGAAGAUUGUGCAGGCGAGGAGGACGCUGGAGGAGGUGGAGGGCAUGGAGGACCCGGGCGGUGGGAAGGCGGGGGAGGGAGAACGACGACGAGGAGGAGAUGGGCGGGGUGUGUAA
Messenger RNA from Dichotomopilus funicola, 1572 nucleotides. RefSeq lists its product as uncharacterized. The transcript has 2 exons. Lineage: Eukaryota; Fungi; Ascomycota; Sordariomycetes; Sordariales; Chaetomiaceae. Bases 1 to 1572 code for a protein of 523 amino acids. The record is from RefSeq and is a predicted model, not a curated record.